Messenger RNA from Solanum stenotomum, 2278 nucleotides. RefSeq lists its product as uncharacterized. The transcript is spliced from 11 exons. NCBI's taxonomy places the organism in Eukaryota, Viridiplantae, Streptophyta, Magnoliopsida, Solanales, Solanaceae. Bases 105 to 1634 code for a protein of 509 amino acids. The record is from RefSeq and is a predicted model, not a curated record.
UAUCAGGUACUAUAUAAGCUGUCUUUCCUCAAUUCCGCCAUUCAAAAGGGAAAAAGAAGGAUAAAAGAGCGCGAAAACCCUAGCUUAUAGUCUCUAGCUACGGCAUGUCAAUUCCACCGGAAUCUCCUUCUGAACAUAACGAAGAAGCACCGGAACAAGAAUUUCAGAGCAGUACUCAUCACCCUCCUGCUCCUUCCGGUGAGCUAUUUGAUAUAACAACCACAGUUGAUCCUGCUUAUAUAAUAUCUUUGAUCCGGAAGCUCCUACCAGAAAAAAAUGUGAAGCAUGGAGAGAGAAGCAAGAUAACCACAUCUUCUCCACCUGAGAAUGAAGAAGGCCAGAGUUGGUCUAUUGAUGAGUCUGAAAAUGUGAAGAAUGUUGAAACUUUUGUCAAACAAUCAGUAGAUGACAAGUUCUAUUGUCAAAAUGAGCAUGAGGAUGUGGCAGUAGGAGAAGAGGCUUGGGAAGAGUUUGGCUGUAUUUUAUGGGAUCUAGCAGCUAGUAAAACUCACGCUGAAUUCAUGGUUGAAAACUUUGCUCUUGAAGUGCUUUUGGCGACUCUGAUGGUCUCAAAAUCUGUUCGGAUUACUGAAAUUAACCUUGGUAUUAUUGGGAACCUAGCUUGCCAUGAUGUGUCACGGAAAAAAAUCACUACUACAGAUGGUCUGAUUGGAGCAGUACUGCAACAAUUGUUUCUAGAUGACACAGCAUGUCUCUGUGAAGCAUGCCGGCUGAUAACUUUAUUUCUUCCAAGCAACGAAAGUGGUUUUUUGGCAGAAGCACUGCAACCUGAACAUAUUUUAUGUCGUAUUUUAUGGAUUGUAGAGAACACUUUGAACAUUCAGCUUCUUGAGAAGAGCAUUAAUCUUCUCUUAGCAAUAGCAGAAAGUAAGCAGGAUGUGGUUGCAAUACUACUACCACCACUGAUAAAAUUAGGUCUCCCACGGAGUCUGGUUGAUCUCCUAUCUGUUGAGAUAAGCAAGUUAACCCCUGAAGAAAGAUCACCUGAAAGGUAUUCCAUUCUAGAUUCGAUUCUUCAGACUGUUGAAGCGCUUUCAGUCAUUGAUGAUUAUUCACAAGAAAUCUGCUCAAACAGGGAACUCUUCCAACUACUUGUUCAAUUGAUCAAGCAUCCAGAUAAAGCUGAGUUUGCCAACUCUUGUGUUACUGCUUCAGUUUUGACAGCAAAUAUUCUGACUGAUGCAACUGAUCUGGCUUUAGAGAUAUCACAGGACACACUUUUCUUACAGGGUCUACUUGGUGUGUUUCCUUUUGCUUCUGAUGAUAUUGAAGCACGGAGUGCAAUUUGGAGCAUUCUUGCAAGGUUGCUGGUGCGAAUUCAAAAAACUGAUCCGUCAAAUCUGCACCAGCAUGUCUCAGUUCUCACAAGCAAGUCAGAGGUGGUUGAGGAUGAACUUCUUAUCUACAAUGUUGAUGAUUCCAGCGAGGACCAUAGAAGUUCCACCAAAUUAACAGCAAGAACAUUUGCUCUAAACGGAAUUGUUGAAAUUUUAAGUCGAUGGAAAACCCUCGACGACCACAUGAAGGGAGCCCUUUCUAUGGAGGGAUGCUAUGUGAAUGAAGGAGAUGUUGAUAAAAUGUUGCACUACUGUUGCAAAUACACCAAUAAAUGACACAGGUAUACUGUGGGACGAGAACUCAUGAAAGAUCCAACCAUUGAUUGAUAAAUUUUAACAUGAUGAAGUAUGAUGCAUGCUCAUGAUUUAUCUGGGCAAUCUAGGGGUGGUAAAACAGCUAAAAGGGAAUGACCUCACUUCAGGAUAUCUCUCUGAAAGGAUCCGUGGAGAAGUGGUUUGGCUGAUGUUGUAGAAGUGGCACAAUAUAAAAGUGUUGGCUUGGUUUAACAUCCUGGAGAAUCUCUUCUUCUUCACUCGCAAUACAUGGUACUGAUUGAUUCUAUGAGCCUUCGUCCCAGCUUACUGUUAGGUAUCUGGCCUUGAAACUUAGGUGGCUUGGAAAACUGUCCCAUGUGGAGGUUAUCGCCAUUCCAUGCAACAAUUCUUGUAAGCGUUGUGCAGUUUGCCCAAUUCGCUGUUUACUUGUAGAAUAGUUCCAGAGGUUGGUGGUGAUGACACGGUUGCAUCUAUGAUGAAAUCGGGCAGGACUCAGAAUCCAAUUUUGCUGCAUGGUACUGUCGUUUGGGUUACUCUUUGGUGGAAAGGAAAAACAUGGAGUUCCCGUCCAGUACUCUUCUUCUGUUGUCCGUAUAUCCGCUUAAGUUUAUUUAUCAUGGACAAACUAAAACUUGUUUUUCUGA